Molecule: messenger RNA, 1730 nt
Organism: Cuscuta epithymum
Lineage: Eukaryota; Viridiplantae; Streptophyta; Magnoliopsida; Solanales; Convolvulaceae
Source: the annotation of a GenBank genome assembly
AUUCAUACUCCGUAUAUGAAGUCUCUGUCCGUAUGUGUAUGUAUAUAGAAACAAACGAGCUAGAGAGACACAUAUAUUUACGCAUUAAUAGAAGGAGAACCAAGCUGCUCUAUACGUCACGUGAAGAAGAAAAAGGAGAAGACAUCGCCGGUAUACUCACCGGUGCUGAGGAGGUAUCGGGCAUUCGGGCGAGUCCAAAAAGAAACCAACACCCCACCUGAACUGUAGACACCUGCGUCGCCGUAGAAAAUUAUAACGACGCCGGAGAUAGGAUCCCGCCGGAGAUAGGAUCCCGCCGGAGAAACAAGGCUCGCCGUAGGGAAGUAGCAGACCGCCGAUGAGAGAGGCCGUGGUGCUGCCCCGGAGGAGGAAGCCUGAUCAUUAUCGUCACAUGCGAAGGAGUGAUUCACUGACCCUAGCUUCUUCCAUCUGUCUCCGGAACGGACAACCAUCGCCGGACUAGUUGCUAGGCCACGUUUCACGCCGGAAUACUGCUACACGGAGUGCCGUCUUCGCUGGGAGAGAAGCCACCGUCAAUCGGUCCAUUGCCGACUCCAAAAUCACAGUGACCUGUCUCGGGAAUAACUAAACCGCGAGGGACGACAAGAGGAGAGGCUACAGGCCGCCACUCUGUUUCCGACUGCUUCUCGAAGAGGACGAUCUUCUAUGACAGAAAGGUGAAUUUUGGUGAAGAUCGAGGUUAAAGCUUCGGUUAGGAAUUAUCACAAUUCGAGACAAUGAAGUCAACAAGAAACAAAGUAGAAGACAAUGUCGUCGCACCGACGAAUGCGGAGCAUAUAUGGUUCAACUCAUCCAGACUAUCGGGAGUGUGCUAAUUCAGAACCAACACCAACAACGUCUCAAAAACCUCAAUGAUGUAGCAAAACUUGUUGCGAAGCGCAAUCCCCCGUGUUAUUUAGGCCAAGAAGAUCCUCUCAUCCUUGAGGAUUGGAUUCGCACUUUCGACAAACUCUUCGAUGCUAUAAACUGCCCUGCAGAUCAACGAAAUAAUACGGCUGCGUACUAUCUACGUCAAGAGGCGGACAAUUGGUGGGCCACGACUGCCCCAACAUUGCGUCAACAACCCGACUUUUCUUGGGAGACGUUCAAGGAGGCACUGCGAAAAAGAUUCUACCCAGAGCACGUGAGAGCUCAGAAGUAUGAAGAAUUUUUACACCUGAAGCAAAUAGGCAUGACUGUCCAAGAGUAUCACGCUAAAUUCUUGAGUCUCGCACGAUUUGCACCCACGCUAGUUCCCGAUGAAAUCGAGAAAACAAAUAAGUUUAUACGCGGUCUGAACUUCGAGAAACAAAAAGCUCUUUGCGUUUCAGAAUGCCAAACGUUGAACGAUGCCUACAACAAAGCUAGCAAGCACUAUCGAGUGCAACAACUCCAGAAGAAAACACUCAAGAGAGAAAGGAUGGGCAUCGAAGAAGAAACAAGACAGGGAGGCAAACGGCACAAGCUAGGUAAUGCAGGGGAGACCCAAAACGGGAACAAGAUCAUCAACCAAGGCCAAGGCCAGAAGCGUAAGAAGAAGAACUCAACUGAAGAGAUGCACUUCUACUGCUCGAAGUGUAUAAAAGAUCACCCUGGGAAAUACUGUGACGGAACACUCGUACGAUGUUUUUAUUGUGACAAGCUAGGACAUAGGGUGUUCGAGUGUCAUUCAAGGAAGAAGGGAAUCCCUUCAACUCUUGGACCCAAUCGUCAUGCAAAACGCAAUGGAG